CAUUUGGAUGUAAUUCUUUCAAUAUAUCACUUCCAAAAAUUUUUGGUUAUAUUUGAUGACCCGUACGGACCUAAAUAUUGUGUCACUAAAACCAAUAUGACUGAACAGGAGUGCGAUGAAAAUAAUAUCCAAUAUUUGGUUGAUUGUCAUAAAUCAGACAUUACUACUACUACUAUUACAACCACUGAAACUCCGUCGACAACAAUAACAACCACUUCAUCGACAUCAAUGACAACCACUCCGUCGACAAUACAAACAACAUCUGAAAUGACUGAAUCUGAAACUACAUCCACUACUGAAAUGACAACAAUAACUGAAACCGAAACACCAAUUACACAGACAUUGACUACAAUUACCGCCGAAACUGAGACAACAAUUACAAAAAUUCCUGAAGUGAUUACAUCUAACAACACGACAAACCCGACAACAAAUAGUACACAAUCUUUAGAAUCGACGGAAUCGAUGAGCGAAUCGUCUAUUUUUGACAAUAGUUAUGGACUUCCGAUAUUUGUUGUAUUAAUUUUUAUAAUAAUACUUAUUAUUUCUGCGUUGUGUGUCUUUAGUGUGUAUUAUGUGAUCAAAAGAAAAUCGGAUAAUUCAAACAAGACAUUGAAUGCUUCAAUACGAUCGGGAGAUAUCUCUAAAAUGCCUUCAUUUACCACUUUAGGUACCAUUAAUACAAUCGACUCGACAACCGGUUCAACCAUACAUAUCAAAUAA
Molecule: messenger RNA, 720 nt
Organism: Oppia nitens
Lineage: Eukaryota; Metazoa; Arthropoda; Arachnida; Sarcoptiformes; Oppiidae
Exons: 3
Coding region: 97-720 (207 amino acids)
Source: RefSeq, a predicted model, not a curated record